This is a messenger RNA of Vicia faba (fava bean), 1038 nucleotides long. The record is from the annotation of a GenBank genome assembly. NCBI's taxonomy places the organism in Eukaryota, Viridiplantae, Streptophyta, Magnoliopsida, Fabales, Fabaceae.
AUGGCAAAACAACCACUCUGGUCUCCACCUGAGUCAGACGCCGCGUUCGGCUUCCCCUCCGAGUUCCCCUACGAGUUCGAACUAUCUUCCCCGGCGGUGGAAUCCGUAGCAGGCUCAAGCUCAACCGAGUCAACUGAGAGCAGCGACGAAGAAGAAAGCUUCUUCGCGGGGCUAACUCAACGACUCAGUCAGUCAACACUCAACGAAACUCGGAACAAACUCAACACCGCACCUAUCAACGCUUGGAACAAACCCCAAGCAACAGUUCAUCAUUCGCCAAAAACUCGUGACGUGGCCGGGUCGCCUCAGUCCAUUCUGAGCGGAAUCGGCAGCUGGUCAAGUGGAAGCAAUAACGGUAGCCCAAACGGAAACUCUCGUGUUCCGUCUCCUGUAACGGCGCCGUUAACUGAUCCGUGGGAAGUUAUUUAUGCUGCUGCAGGACAAGUUGCUAGGUUGAAAAUGAACAACCUAGUUGGUCCCACCCAUGCUAACUUGGUUCAGCAAGAAGUGAAACAGAAGCAAGAGUGUGGUUCCGUUUGGGAAACGGAACCUAAUUGGUUGGUUCAUCAACGACAGUCACUACUUCAGAACAGAAGGCGUGAACUUGGUUACGAAACUGGAAGAUGUAACGUCCCCAUGUCUUUUCAACUUCAUCCUCAAAACCAACGGGUACAACAAUAUGCUGGAUCCGGGUUCCGGGUUCCGGUUCCGGGUGGAUCUUCUGUGAAAAAGCCUUCUGGUGGAACCGGUGUAUUUUUACCUCGUCAUUAUGAGACUACUAGUUCUACCCCUUCAGCUUCCCACAAGAGAACUGGUUGUGGACCAGUUAUGCAACCGGUUAAGAAGGUAAACGGUUUGAACUUGAACAUUGGUGACAUGAAUGUUGCUGCUCAAAAUCGAUUCACAAAUUGUUUCACCAACGAUUUUGAUUUAUUGUUGGCUAGAAGAAAUGCACUUUUGAAGCAGCAAAGAUUAAUUGCUCUCCGGGAAGAAGCAGCCAGCUGUGAAAUUCGUCUACCUCAAGAGUGGACAUAUUGA